AUGUCAUGGGAUGGUCCACUUUCCUCUGUCAAAUUAAUCAUUCAAGGCAAAAACUUGGAGUUAACCGAUACGGUUAAGAAACAUGUGGAAGACAAAGUAGGAAAGGCAGUUGAAAAACAUAGUCAUCUUGUAAGGGAAGUUGAUGUAAGGUUGUCGGUUAGAGGUGGAGAGUUGGGGAGAGGUCCGAGGAUUAGAAGAUGCGAGGUGACUUUGUUUACAAAGAGGCAUGGAGUGAUCAGAGCAGAGGAAGACGCUGAGACAAUCUAUGCAAGUAUUGAUUUGGUGUCGCCAAUUAUCCAAAGGAAGUUGAGGAAGAUUAAGGAGAAGGAGUCUGAUCAUGGUAGACACAUGAAAGGGUUUAAUAGGUUGAAGGUUAGGGAGCCAGUGCCACUUGUCGUGGAGGAUGAUGCAGAUGAAGUUUCACAGCAAGAAGAUGAGGAUUAUCUCGAAGAGGUUGUUCGCACGAAGUAUUUUGACAUGCCACCUUUAACUGUCUCGGAAGCUAUUGAGCAGCUGGAAAAUGUUGAUCAUGAUUUCUAUGGUUUCAGAAAUGAAGAAACUGGUGAGAUAAAUAUUGUUUACAAAAGAAAAGCUGGAGGAUAUGGUCUCAUCAUACCUAAGGGAAACGGUGAAGCUGAGAGAUUAGAGCCGUUGGUGGUAGAACCAGCUAAAGAACCAUUUUUGGCAGAAUAA
Molecule: messenger RNA, 693 nt
Organism: Dovyalis caffra
Lineage: Eukaryota; Viridiplantae; Streptophyta; Magnoliopsida; Malpighiales; Salicaceae
Source: the annotation of a GenBank genome assembly